Molecule: messenger RNA, 2975 nt
Organism: Uloborus diversus
Lineage: Eukaryota; Metazoa; Arthropoda; Arachnida; Araneae; Uloboridae
Gene: Cap-D2
Product: condensin complex subunit 1-like
Exons: 22
Coding region: 1-2772 (923 amino acids)
Biological process (GO): mitotic chromosome condensation; meiotic chromosome condensation
Cellular component (GO): condensed chromosome, centromeric region
Molecular function (GO): histone binding
Source: RefSeq, a predicted model, not a curated record
AUGAGUGAAUUUAUUGUAACUUCUCGACUGUCUGACCUUUUCUCAGUGUCAUCAUCUAGACAAUAUUCAAUCAAGGAAAUAAUUUCUAAACAAACUGUAACUGUAGAAGUCUUACAACUGAAGAGAUCUAUGUAUGAUGACCUUGAUGGCUUUAUUUUUAAACAUUUUGAUACUUACUGCAGCUUAUUGAAGCAAUUUUCAGAAUUUGAUGGUAGUAUGAAAAUGUCUGCUUUUAAGGUUCUACUUCAAGUCACUGAAAAAAUGAUAGUCUCCUUGUCUUCAUUUUUACAAGAUGACAUUGAAAAUUUUGAACCCGAUACUUUGCAUAAGAAAAGAAAUCAGUUGAAAAUGAGUGUGUUUUUGCUUUGUCACUUCACACAAGCAUUUGAAACGGAAAUCGCAAAAAAGUUAAUGACUGCAAAAGUUGCAAAGGGGAAAAAGAAAAGAUUGUCAAUGGGAGAUGAAUAUUCUGAAUGGUCUGACGAGCGGGUAAAGUUUCUUGUUAUUGUGAAAAAACUUUUCAAACUCCCUAUUGAUAAGCUUUGGAACCCACCUACUGUCGAAUCAGAAUUUGUGAAUUUUGUAACUGCUUCUUACUUUAAGUUACUAGAAAAUGCAGAAGUUACUAAAGAUAAAGGAAUGAGAAUGGAAAUAUUUAAAUUUCUUGGCACAAUUCUCGCUGAUUAUUCUUGUUUGUCAUACAGCAUUAAAAUUAUACAAUUAGCUCAAGAUUUUGAACAUUUACCAUCUGUUUUGGCCGAAGCUGUAGUUUAUUUUACAACUGAAUGCUCUGCCGAUUCGUUGAUAUCCGAUAUUUGUCGAGAAUUACUUCUAUUGGACCCUCAGUCGUUAGUUCAAAAUCUCACAGCUGCCCAUUCCUUGUCACAAUUUUUAAUUGUAAUUUGUGAAGGAUGUCCAAAUAAAGUUUUAAGCUCUAUUAGUAUCUUGCUUCAAUUUCUGGAAUGGGAGAGACUCCUACAUUCUCUGUUAGAGCCUUCAGUUGUUGCUAAAAAUCUUAUCAAACUUCUAUUGAAUGCCACUACUGAAGAUGCUCUUAAUGUUCAAGAAUUUAUGAAACAUUUUGGAAAGAUGGGAGAAAUUCCCUCUUCAGUUCCCAAAAUUUUGUGGUCAAACCUUACAAAUUCUAAAUCACCUGUUACUGAAGAAGAAAAGAUUAUAACAAUACUGCUACUUGGUAUGUUAGCGGAAGUAGAUUCUGCUGUUGUCACUAAUCAUUUUGAUGAACUUAUAAAGUUGGGAUUAGGAAAAAAUGCUGAAGAAAAUUUCCAAUUAGCAAGAUACACUUUUAAAACUCUCUGUAAAAUCAAUCAAAAUGUACGAGGCAAGUUUGACUGUGCUACUGGAAAUAACGAUGAAGUUCUGUUGCCUUUGGAUCAUGAAAUUGUGAAAAGAAUCAAGUGUCUACUGAUAAAAGGUUUUACCAAUUUCGAAGAUGAUCAGUGGACACCUAUGGCCAAUGAGGCUGUUGCUUGUCUGUAUUCUCUUGUAACAGAGCCCACAUUUUUAUGUGCUGAAAUUGGCGUGGAAUUAGUUAAUAUAUUGUAUAAAGGACCGGAAAAUGACCAAGAAGGUAUUCCUAUUCCUUUUGUGAUUUCUCCUCUGCUACUGACACGCUUUCUUUCUUUUUGUGGAGAUGUGGCUUUACAUUAUACAUUUUACCUCAAAGUAGACUAUUUUGCUCAUUUGAGACGUCAAGAGAUAUUAAAAGAGAAACGACGGAGGAAGUCAAUUGUUAACAAGAAUUUAUCAUCACUCCAUAGGACCAUCUUAAGUAGUAGUCCAAAAUCAGCAAAAAAAAGGCAAGCUAAUAAUCAAAAGUAUCAGUAUGCUCCUCCAGUUGAUGAAGAAACUACUUACGAGCAAGUUUUGGAGAUGUGUGCAAAAGAAGCAAAACAUGCAACCAGACUAUUAGGAGCCCUUCUACCAGCAAUUGUAGAUGCAUGUAGGUACACUCUCACUGAUUUUCAUAAAGAAAUUCAAGCUGCAGCCUCUUUAGCUUUGGUGAAAUUCAUGCUAAUUAGCGAAGAAGUUUGUGAACAAAAAAUGCAAUUAUUUGCAACCAUUGCAGAAAAAUCUCCUGAGCCAUACAUUCGAGCUAACAUGGUGAUAGCGAUGGGAGACUUAACCACCACAUUUCCCAAUAUAGUGGAACCAUGGACAUUAAAAGUUUUCCAAAGGUUGUCCGAUUCUGAUGCAUAUGUACGAGAAGCUGCGCUUGUGGUGCUUACACAUCUCAUAUUGCAUGACUUUGUUCGGAUUAAAAGCCUCAUCAGCGAAGCAGCAAAAUGUAUAGCAGAUUCUAAUGAGAAUAUAUCACGAAUUGCCAAGUAUCUCUUCACAGAGCUUUCUAAAAAGGGAAAUGUAAUCUACAAUAUCAUACCAGAUAUUAUAAGUUCACUUAGUGACCCCAAAUCUGGCAUUCAGGAAGAAAAAUUUCAAGUCAUUCUUAGCCAUAUGUUGCAAUACAUUGAGAAAGAGAAACUUGUUGAAGGUCUUGUAGAAAAGCUGUGUUGCAGAUUCACAGAUUCUAGUACUCAAGUUCAAAUUCAUGAAUUGACCUUCUGCCUAAGUGUCCUGACAUUAAAUGACAAGUGCUACAGUAAACUUUUAGAAUUCAGAACUCUUCUGAAAGAAAAGAUGAGUGACCCUGUCGUCAUGAAAUAUAUUACAAGCAUCACUGCAAAUGCAAAGAAAAAUGAUGCUAAAACGGCGGCUGAAUUAGAGGCUUUUCGAACUGCAUUGAACAUUUGAUGAUUUUCUCAUUCAUUUGAUUUAUUGUGAAAUAAUAUAUUUUUGAUACAUUGAAAUGUAAUGUAUAUUACGCAGCAAUAGUUAUUGGCUAAGGCAAUAUCUUGAGAAAAAACGGCAUUAUGUUUCUCAAGUAAUAAAAUGCACAAUUUUCAUAUGCUUAUAAAUUUUUGACUGUUUAAAAGAGCUAAGCAAUAAAACUUUAA